UCAAUUGUGGAUAAAUGGAAAGUAUGUACAAUUUAUUAGUUGUAUGAUCUGAGUAAGCUCACUGUCAUGUUCAUUUUGUUAUGAUAUGUUAUAUUCUAAAGGGAACAAGACCAGCCUUGGCUCUGAAGGAUGCAGCUACAGAUUCCAGUACAUUCCUCCAAAACCUGGAAACAUUAUUUAAAUGGGUGUGUGAAAUAGAGGAGCUCACAGCCAAUCAAAAGCCUCCGUCUUCAGAGGUCAAAGUGGUGAAGGCACAGCUCCAGGAACAAAAGCUCUUGCAGCGGCUUUUAUCAGACCGCCGUCGUAGUAUGGACAGUAUGAUGCUGGAGGGUCCCCGGCUGGUGGAGGCUCACCCAGGAGAAGAGGGUGAGGAUGCAUACACUAGGCUCUGUUCACUUGAGGAAAAAUGGAAGUCAUUACUACAAGAGGCUGAACAAAGGAGGGCAAACUUGGAGCUCAUUCUACCAAAGGCACAGUUGUUCCAGGAGGGGGUGGACAGUCUGCAACAGUGGUUCAUUUCUGUGGAGCAGGCUCUGGCUGAACUGCGUAAUGCUGAAAGAUUGAUGUUGCAUCUUGCAGAGGCUACAAAUCGUGCCAAGGCUCUUGCAGAGGAAAUUCAAGUUAAAACAUCUGGACUUGGAGAAAUACAGGAGUCAGGGCAGAGCUUGAUAGAAGUAGUUUCAGAGGAUGAAGCAGCGCAGGUGCAUGAGAAGUUGGAUGCCCUCCGGAUCCGUUGCUCCGUGCUCAGUUUGAGUAGUCUGGAUGUGUUGCAAAGGCUGGAGCAGGCGCUGGAAGCCUCCAGCCGCUGCACCUCCAGCCAGGAGGACCUGCACCUGUGGCUGGGCCGCAUAGAGAGAGAGCUGCUGGGUGCAGCAGGAGCACAGGCGCAUGCUGGGGACGCGGUCCUGUGUGCUGCAGAAAGACAAAGGCUUGAACAGGCGGUGGUGAAGGAGGUGGCCUGGUUCAAAGAAACAUCUCUGAGUCUGGAGAAACUGAAAAACAUUGAUUUAAUCCCAACAACGAUAUCAGAGCAACUCCAUGAACAAAAGGUUUUAGCAGUAGAGAUUCUACAACAUAGAUUUAACAUUGAAAAAAUGGUGAAGAUUGCGGAAAUCCUGAUGACAUACAGUGAUGGAGAUAAUACAGACCUUGUGACACCAUUGGAGGCCUUACAGGAGCAGUGUAACAGCACUUCUGCCACUAAUUCCCAUGUGGUCCUGCAGCUCGAGCAUGCUCACUCAUUACUUUUUCAGUUCUCAGAAGGCAUUUCUGAGGUUUCACCCUGGUUAGAGGAAACUGAGACUCUUUCUGGCCAGCUCUCACUCAGUACCAUUAGCUACAAGGCAUUUCGAGAACAACAGGACCUUUUACAGGAUCUGAGGGAGUCUAUUGCAGAACACAAGCCUUUAAUUUCCCGUCUUUGUGCUUUGGCAAAACGCUUGUCAGAACUCAAUCCUUGCCAAGGCAAUGAGUACCGUCAGAGGGCCACAGAGGCUGAGGAUCGGCACAGAGCCAUAAGAGAUAAAGUACGGGAGACGUCUAAUCUACUGGAGGAGUCCUUGCCUCGAUUCACACAAUUGAAUGAGAGAAUGACCUUGAUCAGAGAGAAUCUUGACCGAUUGAAAAACCGCAUUCAGAUCCCCACUUCACUUCAGGCUCUCACCCCAAGAAUCCAAGAACAGCUUCAGGACAAUAAUCACACUCUCGCUGAGCUGACAAAACUGGAGCUAAGCCUUAGCACUGUCAGGAAUCAGGCUAGUGAGCUUUUGAGCAAUACACAGGCCGCUGGUGAUGCAUCCAUUGGCACAGCCAUACAGGAUCAGGUUUCUGGCUUGUCUCAUCUAUGGGAUGAAACAAAUGCUCAGGCAAAGGAAAAGGAAACAUGGCUGCUCAAAGUGUUAGACCUCGCUGUGAAGUUCUGGAGAGAUAUCAGUGAUGUCACUGUGGCUCUCAGUGAAGCUCAACAGGCAGUUAUGGAUCUGAAUGCAAGUCAAACUGACUCUGAAACUAUUCGCCAAAGCCUCGAAACUAUGCAGACUCUCAGGGAGGACAUUGAUAGUAUACAGGGAGAUCUAGACACUCUUGGUGCUGUGGGGGUGGAUUUAAUGUCCGCGUGUGGAGACACAGACAGACCAGAUGUCACCAGGAGUCUUGAUGAGCUAUAUAGUAACUGGAACAACCUGAGUAAACUCUGGACUGAAUGUCAUAAAAAACUGGAAGAGUCAUUACAAUUAUCUCUCCAAUAUCAAGACACUAUGCAGGGUCUUUUUGAGUGGUUGAAGUCAGCUGAGUUGAGGUCCACUGAAGAAUUUAUGGUUGGAACUGACCUAGAAUCAGUCAAAGACCAGUUGUGUGAUUUGAAGGCAUUUAAACGUGAGCUUUACCAGAAGAAAAUCGAGAUAGAAAGCUUGAACCAUCGGUUUGUGUGCCGAUUGUCUCCAGGAUCAGAGCGUCAAGGCUCAGUGUCUCCACUGUGUGAUUUCAGACAAAGAUGGGACACCAUUGAGUCCGAAACCGUCAGCAGACAGCAUCUGUUAGAGUCUGCCCUAUUGGGUCUGGGCCAGUUCCAAAACACCCUGGAUGAGCUGCGCACUUGGUUGUCCCGAACAGCUGAACAGUUACACAGUGGUCGGCCCAUCACCAUUGACCUUCAGGCCUGUGAGAUAGAGCUGGCCAAACAUAAGGUCUUGCGCAAUGAUGUAAUGUCCCAUGUCCGCACUGUGGAAUCCCUGAACCUGGCUGGCAGAGCACUGUCAGAAACAGGCUCUGGGGUACAUGGUCUACAGUCUCAACUGGAACAACUCAAUGAGAGCUGGGAGUUUGUGCGCUGUGAGACAGAACGCCGGCAGCUGGAGCUCGAGAACAGGCUAAGUCAGGUACAAGAUGUUACAAUGGAGAUUCAAGAUCUUUUGCAAUGGCUGGAGAAUACAGAUGUCAAGCUUUCUUCUUGUAAAGCAAUGUGGGGAAUGCCAGACUCAGCAGCAGAAAGACUCAAUGCACACUUGGAGUUAUGCACAGAGAUGGACUCAAAGCUACACACCUACACUGAUGUGAAGAAUGCCAUUCACAGGAUGCUGGAGAGCAGCGAUGUCGUCCGGGGAUCAAGUAUAGAGCACAUCCUGUCAAUACUUGAACAGAAAUGGGCAUUGGUUUACCACAAGGUUCAGGAGAAAAAGGCUAGUCUGACUGAAGGUUUGAGUCUGGCAAAGGAUUUCCACAGUAACGUUCAAGAGCUCCUCAACAAAAUGACCAAGUGUGAGGACACUUUUGGGCAUCUCUCACCUCCCAGCUUUGUCCUGGACUCAAUUGGUACUCAGUUGGAGAAACACAAAGACUUGGUAAAAGAGGUAAAUGUUUACUGUGAAAAGAAAACUACUGUGGAGAAGAUAGGCAGCAGACUGACUGAAAUGAGCAGAAAGGAGGACUGUGAUGUCAUUCAUAACCUGAUCAUGACUGUCCAUGAUCGCUAUAAGAAAUUACAUCAACGAUUGGUAGAAAGAAGUAGGAUACUUGAAGAGGCCAAGAAAAGUGCAAAGCAGUUUAUUGAAUCUUGGCGAUUGCUAAUAGAGUGGAUGUCCGAUGUAGAGCAAACUUUAGACACACACAAAGAGAUUGCUGGAACGCAUGAUGAUAUCAAACAACAGCUGACUGAACAGAAGGAAUUUCAGAAACUACUAAGGACAAAAAGACCAAUGUAUGAAGCUACAUUAAAAAAUGGUCGCAGUCUUCAUGAAAGAUCUCAGAGCAAACAUGAUAGACAACACCUAGAGAACCUACUCGCUGAACUCAAGGACACAUGGGACACUAUCAACGGCAAAUCUCUGGAGAGGCAGCACAAGUUGGAAGAAGCGCUUCUAUUUUCUGGCCGAUUCACCGAUGCUCUCCAUGCCCUAAAUGACUGGCUGUACAGAACAGAGCCACAGUUAUCUGAAGAUGCUCCAGUUGGUGGUGAUAAGGAGAUUGUCAAUAACCUGAUUGAUAAACACAAGGUUUUCCAAAAGGAGUUAGGGAAGCGAGCCGGUUGCAUAAAGACCCUAAAGCGUUCAGUGCGUGACCUGACGAGGAGCAGUACAGCUGAUGCUCACUGGCUUCAGGAGCAGAUGGACGAGCUGGAGAGCCGCUGGGAUGCUGUGUGCAAACAGUCAGUCAGCAAACAGGACAGACUGGAGGCAGCGCUUAAACAGGCUGGAAAGUUUGAUAGCCUUGUCCACUCUUUCAUGGAGCAUCUUACAGAGGCAGAGAGAGCUCUCAAAUAUGGCUCUCUGCCUGAAGAGGAGGAAGCUUUGCAGUCCGUCUAUGAGCAGCACAAGGAGUCAAUGAGUGCCUUUGAAAAUCUAGCAGUGCAGCUACAAAAUAUACAGAGUUUGGGUGAAGAAAUACUGGCGUCUUGUCAUCCAGACUCCAUAAUCACACUGAAAUCAUGGAUCAGUGUCACCAACACCAGAUAUGUGGAGGUUCACACUUGGGCUCAGCAGCAGGGUCAAAAAAUCCACGCUAUUUUAUUAGCCCUGGAAGCUGAGAGGCAGGAAAUCCAGAGACUUUUGGACUGGAUCUCAUCUGCAGAAGAAGCCUUAAACCUCCGAGAGCAAGAGCCACUGGCUGAAACCACAGAGCAGAACCAAGAACUCAUUGGCCAGCACUCGGUAUUGAUGGAAGAACUGAAUAAAAAGUUCCCUGAGGUUGAACUGGCCACUAAGUGCUGCAAACUCAAGAUCAUCUCUAAACAAGUAUCAGUUUCACCAAGCAAGAGGCCUCUCACAAAAAGAAGGAGCACAUUAAAGCCCCAGCCUGCUGCACCCAUCCCCUUAGAUCACCUUGACCCACAGACUCCACAGCUCUGUCAACUGGUCAGCCAGUGGCAAAAAUUAUGGCUGCUGUCUGUGGCCAGACAAAACCGUCUAGAACAACAUCAGCAAAUGCUCAAAGAGAUGGAGGAGUUUGCCAACUUUGAUUUUAAUAUCUGGAGAAAGCGGUAUAUUCAGUGGAUAAGUCAUCUGAAGUCUCGAAUCCUUGAUGUAUUUCGUAGCAUUGAUAGAGAUCAGGAUGGCCGCAUUACAAGGAAGGAGUUUGUUGAUUACGUUCUUGCAUCAAAAUUCCCUACAAAUCCCUUAGAAAUGAAUGCAGUAGCAAAUAUCUUUGACAUGAACAGUGAUGGCUUCAUUGACUACUAUGAGUUUGUGAGUGCGCUCCAUCCCAGCCGAGACCCCUACAGAAAAACACUGGACGCAGAUCAAAUAAAUGAAGAGGUCAGUCGCCAGGUGUCUCAGUGUAAUUGCCCUAAGAGAUUCCAUGUGGAACAGAUAAGUGCCAACAGAUACAGGUUCGGAGAUUCCCAACAGUUACGCAUGGUCAGAAUUUUGCGAAGCACUUUGAUGGUUAGAGUGGGAGGAGGCUGGACUGCAUUAGAUGAGUUUUUGGUCAAGAAUGAUCCUUGCAGAGUGAAAGGCCGGACUAACCUAAAGAUCAAAGAGAAAUACUUGUCUCCGACAGGCAGCAUGGCCAAAGGUUUAGCUGUCAGCAGGUCCAACUCAAGCCUUAGCCUGUACAGCAGCGCCUCUGCCCCCACCAGCCCAACAUCGCGCAAGGCGAGUUUUGAAAAUCUGCAGCAUGGAUAUUCUGAAUAA
This is a messenger RNA of Periophthalmus magnuspinnatus, 5624 nucleotides long. It is a transcript of the gene macf1b, whose product is annotated as microtubule actin crosslinking factor 1b. Gene Ontology annotation, cellular component: intermediate filament; cytoplasm; hemidesmosome. The record is from RefSeq and is a predicted model, not a curated record. The coding region runs from base 81 to 5624 and encodes 1847 amino acids. Gene Ontology annotation, biological process: cytoplasmic microtubule organization; intermediate filament cytoskeleton organization; wound healing. Gene Ontology annotation, molecular function: structural molecule activity; microtubule binding; calcium ion binding. NCBI's taxonomy places the organism in Eukaryota, Metazoa, Chordata, Actinopteri, Gobiiformes, Gobiidae. The transcript is spliced from 35 exons.